Molecule: messenger RNA, 1521 nt
Organism: Neomonachus schauinslandi (Hawaiian monk seal)
Lineage: Eukaryota; Metazoa; Chordata; Mammalia; Carnivora; Phocidae
Gene: SLC6A4
Product: solute carrier family 6 member 4
Exons: 11
Biological process (GO): sodium ion transmembrane transport; serotonin uptake
Cellular component (GO): membrane; neuron projection
Molecular function (GO): serotonin:sodium:chloride symporter activity; serotonin binding
Source: RefSeq, a predicted model, not a curated record
AUCGGUUACGCCAUCUGCAUCAUCGGCUUCUAUAUCGCCUCCUACUACAACACCAUCAUGGCCUGGGCGCUCUACUACCUCAUCUCCUCCUUCACCGACCAGCUGCCCUGGACCAGCUGCACGAACUCCUGGAACACUGGCAACUGCACCAACUACUUCUCCGAGAACAACGUCACCUGGACGCUGCACUCGACGUCCCCCGCAGAAGAAUUUUACACGCGCCACGUCCUGCAGAUCCAUCGGUCUAAGGGACUUCAGGACCUGGGGGGGCUCAGCUGGCAGCUCACCCUCUGCAUCAUGCUGAUCUUCACUGUUAUCUACUUCAGUAUCUGGAAGGGUGUCAAAACGUCUGGCAAGGUGGUAUGGGUGACAGCCACCUUCCCUUAUAUCAUCCUCUCGGUCCUGCUGGUAAGGGGGGCCACCCUCCCCGGAGCCUGGAGGGGUGUUCUCUUUUAUUUGAAACCCAACUGGCAGAAACUCCUGGAGACAGGGGUAUGGGUAGAUGCUGCCGCUCAGAUCUUCUUCUCUCUUGGUCCUGGCUUUGGGGUCCUAUUGGCUUUCGCUAGCUACAACAAGUUCAACAACAACUGUUACCAAGAUGCCCUGGUGACCAGCGUGGUGAACUGCAUGACGAGCUUUGUUUCCGGAUUUGUCAUCUUCACGGUGCUCGGGUAUAUGGCCGAGAUGAGGAACGAGGAUGUGUCCGAGGUGGCCAAAGACGCAGGCCCCAGCCUCCUCUUCAUCACGUAUGCAGAAGCCAUAGCCAACAUGCCAGCAUCCACGUUCUUUGCCAUCAUCUUCUUCCUGAUGUUAAUCACGCUGGGCCUGGACAGCACCUUUGCAGGCUUGGAAGGGGUGAUCACAGCUGUGCUAGAUGAGUUUCCGCACAUCUGGGCCAAGCGCCGGGAGUGGUUUGUGCUUGGUGUGGUCAUUACCUGCUUCUUUGGAUCCCUGGCCACCCUGACUUUUGGAGGGGCCUACGUGGUGAAGCUGCUGGAGGAGUAUGCCACGGGGCCCGCCGUGCUCACCGUCGCCUUUAUAGAGGCUGUUGCUGUGUAUUGGUUUUAUGGCAUCACUCAGUUCUGCAGUGACGUGAAGGAAAUGCUCGGCUUCGACCCUGGGUGGUUUUGGAGGAUCUGCUGGGUAGCCAUCAGCCCUCUCUUUCUCCUGUUCAUCAUUUGCAGUUUUUUGAUGAGCCCGCCCCAGCUCCGACUUUUCCAGUAUAACUAUCCUCAGUGGAGUAUCAUCCUGGGUUACUGCAUAGGAACCUCAUCUUUCAUCUGCAUCCCCACAUAUAUAGCUUACCGGCUGAUCAUCACUCCAGGGACAUUUAAAGAGCGUAUUAUUAAAGGUAUCACUCCAGAAACAGCGACAGAAAUUCCCUAUGGGGACAUCCACUUGAAUGCCAUAUAACAAGCUUCAGUGAGGGGAAAAUGGCUUCCCAACAACCUCUUCCUCUGGUUCUGACAAGUCAUGCCUCGCCUUCUCCCCUCAGAAUGAACAAGUUUCCAGCUACGCCUG